Messenger RNA from Lingula anatina, 964 nucleotides. RefSeq lists its product as uncharacterized. Lineage: Eukaryota; Metazoa; Brachiopoda; Lingulata; Lingulida; Lingulidae. The record is from RefSeq and is a predicted model, not a curated record.
UUGAGGUCGUGAUGAUGGUGCAGUGGGGUUUGUUUGUCUGUCUAUCUGCUGUAUGCAUUUCAGCAGCAGCAGCUGGAAAAGUUGUAACAGCAGACUCACUGUUCGCACCCAGACGAGAGGUAGGGAUAGUUACCAGCAGUCAAGUCGACGAGGCGUCUGGUCUUGCAGCAAGCAGACGACACCCUAACGUCUUGUACACACACAAUGACCAUGGCGGGAAACCAGACGUAAUCGUCCUCAAUGCCACUACCGGGAAACGUCUGGCCACUUGGACAAUCCGGGGAGUACAGAAUGAGGACUGGGAGGAUUUGGCCAUGGUUCCCUGCCCUGACAACGGAUGGUGUCUUCUUAUUGGCGACAUUGGAGACCAAGGAACCAACACUAUUUACCGCAUUAAGGAACCCGAUGUGAUCAGGACAGAAACACUCAACGUUGACGCUUCUUUGAAAUAUUCAUGGAACGAAGACGAGUCCGAGUCACUGUUGACAGAUCCUCAGGGAGAAAUGUACCUUGUCACUAAAGUAGACGCCGGACAGCGCCCCAAAGUUUACAACGUCCCAAAGAUCGGCUGGGGAAGCCCGAACCCUGUCCGUUUGUCCAACGGCGUCACGCUUCCAAUCACCUCUGUCAAGAAUGGGCCUUUGGGCGGGGAUAUCUCACCAGACGGGAGUGAGAUUUUGGUGAAAACCAGAGAGGCCGUGUAUUACUGGCGCAAGCAAGAUGGCGACACCUACGAGAACACGAUGAGGCAAACGCCCCAGUCGUUGCCGUACACCCGCGAACCGCAGGGAGAAGCUAUCUGCUGGAGUCCCAGUGGAAAUGGUUAUUAUACCCUGAGUGAAGGUUUGGACCAACCCCUUUACUUCUAUGCCAGAUUGUAAUUGUACAAUUUUGAAAUCAAUCAAUUUUUUUGGGAUUACUGUUCAAAAAUUUAAAAAUGACCGAUACUUCACAAGAUAGUGAA